This is a messenger RNA of Penicillium taxi, 1899 nucleotides long. Its product is annotated as glycoside hydrolase family 71 protein. Lineage: Eukaryota; Fungi; Ascomycota; Eurotiomycetes; Eurotiales; Aspergillaceae. Gene Ontology annotation, biological process: mating projection tip cell wall disassembly. Bases 1 to 1899 code for a protein of 632 amino acids. Gene Ontology annotation, molecular function: glucan endo-1,3-alpha-glucosidase activity. The transcript is spliced from 2 exons. The record is from RefSeq and is a predicted model, not a curated record.
AUGUACAGCACCCCGGGCCGUCGUUGCUCAGAUCUGAAUUCCAAGUUUCGUCGGAUUUUCCAUUUUAUUGGCAAGCGAUCCCUAUCACAGAGCCUCAUGUUUUUGCUUUCAAUUAGCAUCAAGAUGGGGGUAUCAAAAUUCUCCCUAGCGGAGUAUCUAAAAGUUCUUCUCACUCUAUUAGUUCUGUUCUCAAGUGUCUCCGGAAAGGCAGUCUUCGCUCACUUCAUGAUGGCAAAUUCAGCGCUAUAUGACACGUCAGAUUGGAAAAAUGACAUGAAACUAGCUCAAGAAGCCCACAUUGACGCAUUCGCACUCAAUAUGGCAUAUGGAGUCAAAACAAAUCAGAAAGCAGUUGCUGACGCUUUCGCUGCCGCCGAGAGUCUCAAGUUCCAUCUUUUCUUCUCCUUCGACUACGACGGUAACGGGGCCUGGCCAAAAAUGCAAGUUGCAGCUCUCUUAAAAAACUACUCUACUAGCUCUGCAUAUUAUCGACACCAUGGGAAGCCAUUUACGUCCACGUUUGAAGGAACCAGCAACGCCGAAGACUGGGUUACAAUCAAAAAAGAGAUAGACUGCUUCUUUGUUCCUGACUGGUCUUCUGUCAAACCAGCUUCCGCACUUCAACUAGCAGGCGGCGUUGUUGAUGGCUUGUUUUCCUGGGCAGCCUGGCCAGCGGCGGAUUCCAGAAGGAUGAACACCUACGCUGAUGCGUCAUAUAUUCAGAGUCUCAAACAAGCCAAUAAAUCAUAUAUGAUGCCUGCUUCGCCAUGGUUCUACACAAAUAUGCCGAAGUAUAAGAAAAACUGGGCCAGUCAUGGUGACGACCUGUGGUAUGACCGUUGGGUGGAGAUAGCCUUUUUGGAGCCCGAGUGGGUGGAGAUCAUUUCCUGGAACGACUAUGGCGAGUCUCAUUAUAUCGGCCCGCUAAACGAAAAAGGCUACGGUGUAUUCAUUGCUGGCAAGGCACCGUUCAACUAUGCACGAGACAUGCCACACGAUGGUUGGCGGGCUCAGCUUCCCUAUGUGAUCGAUCUAUACAAGGCAGGGAAGGCAUCUAUUACGGAGGAAAGUCUGGUUGUUUGGUACCGCACACAACCUCUUGUCUCCUGUGCUAACGGAAACACAUCUAACUUUACACCGAGUCAGCUGCAAACUGGGUUCGACGUUGGUACAUGGUUUGCAGAUAAGAUAUUUUUCUCUGCACUGUUGACCUCCAAUGCUUCUGUUGCCGUGAGCAUUGGCGGUAUCAAAAACAAUGCCAAAUGGGAAUAUGAGCCUGACGGCGGAGUUGGCAUCUACCAUGGGAGUUUUGACUUUGAUUCAAAAACUCUUGGAAAAACUGUUGUCAUAAUCUCGCGAGAUGAUCAGGAAUCAAUGCGUCUUCAAGGUAACCCCCUCUCUACUGUCUGCUCGGGUGGUCUUGCCAAUUACAAUGCAUGGGUUGGAAGUUCUCUGUCUGGAAAAGUGAUUGAGCCGGUCUCACCGAAGCUCUCUCUAUCACAGGAAGUCUGUAUCGAAGGUUUCGGAUACUCGAAUUUCACAGACCUUUGCCAGUUCACUUGCAAGUACGGUUACUGCCCACUUGGGACGUGUUACUGUACUGCCAUGGGAAAGUCAAAGAAGAAGCCCCGUGCAUCUUAUGAGAAGGGUGAGCCCAAACAUGGUGACACAACUUUCACAGGAUUAUGCUCUUUUGCGUGCUACUGGGGAUUUUGUCCUGACUCGUAUUGCUCUGGAAAUGGAACUUAUCCGGCUCCUACAGCGACUACUAGGCCUAAGAAUAGUGGUGGACAGAUUCAGAUCCCUUUACUAUUUCGUCAUCCAGUCAUGGGGGCUUUCUUCUUGGUUUGUGCUGGUGUCUUUGGGGGAGAACUAUGGGAUGUGCUCUCUUGGUUAUGA